This is a messenger RNA of Aphidius gifuensis, 4970 nucleotides long. RefSeq names its product adenylate cyclase type 2-like (gene ACXD). Gene Ontology annotation, biological process: cAMP biosynthetic process; intracellular signal transduction; adenylate cyclase-activating G protein-coupled receptor signaling pathway. Gene Ontology annotation, molecular function: adenylate cyclase activity. The record is from RefSeq and is a predicted model, not a curated record. The transcript has 13 exons. NCBI's taxonomy places the organism in Eukaryota, Metazoa, Arthropoda, Insecta, Hymenoptera, Braconidae. Bases 1101 to 4523 code for a protein of 1140 amino acids.
UAUUUAAUUUUUAAUUUUUUUUCUUGUAAAUUAUUAUUUUUACUUGUAGCUUGUAUACUUGACAGUAGAUAAUGAUAAGCGAUUCCGUGGGACAUAACAGGCAAUUUCCGUAGUGAAAUGAUAUCAGAUGCCGGAUGAUAGCAUAUUAUUAUCGAGCUUGAUAGAUUACUUUUAGAUCAGUCGUAGCAUUGUCUGGUCAGUCGACUCGGUUCGUUUAAAUUUAUCAUUUUUUUAAAUAACACUGAAUAAGCCAUUUUAUUUUAUUUUAUUUGUAAACAAUUAGUAAUAGUUUAUACAUUUUUUUUUACCUUUAAUCAACAAGAUAAAUAAAAGUUUUUAGUGUCAAGUUUUAAAUUUAAAAAAAAAUGAAAAUGUGACCUUGAUUAGUUUAGGUUUUAUCGUAUUAAAAAAAAGAAACAAGUGAGUCGAUAUUAUUUUGCCACGUAAGUGAUCAAUGUUAUCCAAAGAAUCUUUAAAAAAAUUUCAUAGAUAAUUGAUUAAGAAAAUUAAUAUUAAAAAUACUUGUAUAGAAAAAAAAAAAAAAAAUGUUAUUAAAGCGUCGAUCGGUUGAGAAAAAUUUUAAUUGUUCGAUGAACACCGAAUUGAAUAAUACACUAAGCGUCGAAAAAAAAAAAAACUAACUCAAGUUGAAUAAAGAUCACCUGGUUUUAAGCAAAAAUAUAUAAUAAUAUUGAGGACAAAGUGCAGUAGGUGUGUGAGCAAGCUUGACACUGAAUAAAAGUGAAAGUAACAAGUGUUUAAACCAUCAAUACUUUUAUAAUUUAAAUUUAAAAAAAAAAAAUAUAUACAUUGAUAACUUGAUAUUGUUAUUAACUAUUUAUUUUUCAAGUUCAAGUUUCAUUGUGGUGUUUUUUUAAAACAACAAUUGGCAAGUUUAAAGUGAAUGGUCAAUGACAACAGAAUCAUCCAGUUGAUGGUCCACUUGUAACUGAUCAAUGUCACUUAUCUAAUGUCAGUCAAUCAACGAUGCUUAAGCAAUGCUGGACACUGAAAGAAUAUUAUUUUCGAAUAAUGAUACUCGAUGGACUCGUAGUUUUUCAUGUGAUUAAUAAAUUAUUUAAAUAAAAACAAUUAUCAAUAUGGAUAUGGAAUUAGUAACCAGAACUUCACUCAGUUCACUUCAUGCUGUUGAUGAUGGUCGUAUUGUAUCACCAAACAGUCUUGAUGAAUGGACAUGGUCAAGUUUAAGGAAACAAUUUGAGUAUAAAAAUCUUGAAAAACUUUAUAUUAUUUAUCAAAGAAGACUACAAAAUGGGUAUCUAUCACUCUUUGUUUUGGUACAACUUGUUCUUGGAAUUGUACAUUGCACAGUUUUAAUUAUGACAAUAAAAAUAAAUGAAACCCUGAUUGACGUGGUGAUUUGGGGAAUAAUGGGUGCACUUUUGUGUCCAGUGAUAGCACUGUCCUUCAGAACAAAACUUGUUCCACGUGAGAGUUGUCGUCCAGUUAUAUUAUCAUGUAUUAUUGUUGUGAUUCUUGUAAUUGGUGACCUCUCUGUUCCUUUCUGGUAUACAUUUACCUGUUCCGAGGACGCUCCUGCGAUAAGACCUGCAUAUGCUACACAUGUUCUAUUGGCAUGCUAUGUUUUUUUACCUCUAACUGAAAAUCUUCAUGCAUUUAUUCUUGGAGUCACAGCAACACUGUGUUAUCUUUCUAGUUUUGUAUUAAUAACAUACAGAAAUUUACCAGAUUACACAGCUAGGAUAGUUGCUGAUACAAUUUAUUUUGCCAGUGUUAAUUGUCUUGGUUUGUACUUUAGAUUUAUGAAUGAAGUUGUUAUUAGAAGAUCAUUUUUAGAUAGAAGAAAAUGUGUUGAAUCAACGCUACGUUUAAAUUAUGAAAAAGAUCAAGAAGAACAAUUAACAAGAAGUAUAUUACCUCAACAUUUUGCUGCUAAAAUUAAAAAAGAUUUUCGUGAUAUAUUUAAAUUUAUUGAAGAACAUAAAAAACCACCACCCAAAGGACGUCGUAGAAAUGAUUUGUAUGUUGAAACACAUGAUAAUGUCAGUAUUCUUUAUGCAGAUAUUGUUAAUUUUUCUGGUUUAACAGUAACUCUACCAGUUAAAAAACUUGUUGAAACAUUAAAUGAUUUAUUUGGUAGUUUUGAUGAAGCAUCAGAGCGUCACAAUGUAUUGAGAAUUAAAUUUCUUGGUGAUUGUUAUUAUUGUGUUAGUGGUGUACCAACACCAAAUCCACAACAUGCAAAAAGUUGUGUUGAUCUUGGUUUAGAUAUGAUUAAAAUAAUAAAAGAAGUACGUGCAAGAGUACGUCGUGAAAGUGGUGUUGAUAUUAAUAUGAGAAUUGGUGUUCAUUCAGGUAAAAUAAUAUCAGGAAUUCUUGGUGCAAAUAAAUGGCAAUAUGAUGUUUGGUCAAGAGACGUUGUUAUUGCAAAUAAAAUGGAACAAACUGGUCAACCAGGAAAAGUUCAUAUAACACAACAAACAUUAGAUCUUUUAGAUGCAACAUGUUAUGAUUGUGUACCAGUUGAUACACUAAAUGAUGAGACAUUAAAUAAAUACAGCAUUAAAAGUUAUCUCAUAACACCUUGUCUUCCAAGUUCACCAAUUUUGCAGAACAGCGAGAGCACAAUGUCAGUACCAGCAUCAUCAUCAUCAUCAUCAACAACACCACCACCACCACCACCGCCAUCAUCUUCAUCAUCAUCAUCAACAAAACAUUAUGUACGUUGGUACAGUGUACGACCAAGUACAAGUGUUGGACCAACUCAUCGUAAUACAAGAAGAUUAACAUCAACAUUAACUAAUCAUGCUGAUGUUUAUGCUGGUACAUUUCGUCGUAGAACACAUUUUAUGGAUUCUUGUUUAAAAGAUUAUCAUUUAAUGCUUAAAGCUGCUGAUGCUGAAAUGGAAAAAGCUAUUAAACAAAUGCCUCUAAGUAAAUGGGAACAGUGGUCCAAAUGGGAAACAAUAAAUCCAUUGUUAUUAACAUUUACAAGACAAAAUUGGGAAAUACCAUUUUUACGUGAACCAGAUCCAUUAUUUAAAUUUUUCAUUGGUUGUGCAGCACUUGUAUUAUUAUCAAUGGGAUUAAUGUUUUCAGUACCAAUGUUUAUUCUAUCUGAUUGGCAUACUAGUACAACAAUUGGAUUUUUAAUAUCAAUGAUAUUUUUAAUAUGUUUAUUGCCAUUAACAUGGAUGCAUUUUGUUUGGAAUAGAUGUAAAGAUCCUCAUGAUGAACAUGAAGGACAUAUUCCACAACCAAAAAAUAAAUUAUUACAAUUUAUGUAUCAAACAAGUAUUAAAGUUGUUUGGAGUGCAUUAUUAAGAACAACAUUGUAUUUAAUUAUUACAAUAAUGCUUGCUAUUUGUGCAAUGUUUGAUAUGCUUUUUGAAUGUGAAAAUAUUGAUAGACUUGCUAAUAAUAAUGCAACAUCAAGUAUUGCUGAGAGUAGAGCUGGUGAUGUUGAUUGCAUAUCUUCACCUUGGCAAAUGACUGAAACUUGUUCAUUGGCAAUAUUAACAAGUUUUUUAUUUUUACGUGUUCAUUUUAUUUUAAAAUUAAUAAUUGGAAUUAUUAUUGUAAGUUUUUAUACUUGGAAUAUAACAAAUUAUCGUUCAGCAAUAUUUGAUUCUGGUGAUACAUGGCAUCCUCAACUUGAGCCAAAAAUAGCACAUAUAUUAAAUGUAACAUUUUUAACAUUUUCACUACAUCUUAUUGAUCGUCAAGCUGAAUAUUUAAGUCGUUUAGAUUAUCAAUGGAAACGACAGUUAACACAAGAACAAGAUGAAGCAUUUCAUACAAGAAAUGCAAAUAAAUUAUUACUUAGAAAUAUAUUACCAGAACAUGUUGCUGAUUUUUAUUUAAAUAUGAAUCGUACUGAGGAACAUGAAUUGUAUCAUGAAGCACAUGAAAAUGUUGCUGUUAUGUUUGCAUCAUUGACUGAUUUAUCAAUUGACGAGAGUAAUAUUCUUAUUGAUCUUAAUGAAAUAAUAUGUGAAUUUGAUAAAUUAUUAUUUGAUCCAAGUUUUGCAUGGAGAAUUGAAAAAAUUAAAAUUGCUGGAACAACAUAUAUGGCUGCUUGUGGAUUAGAAGCAAGAAGAAGAGAUUCAUUAGAAAGUGAUGAUGGUAGUCAAGAACAUGUUGUUAAAAUUAUGGCUGAAUUUGCUGCAAGGAUGAUGGAAGUACUUGACAGGCUUAAUGCAGAUAUUUUUCCAAAUUGUGUUAAACCAUACAAAUUAAGAAUUGGAAUUUCUCAUGGUGAAGUUACUGCUGGUGUUGUUGGUUCACAAAAACCAUUGUAUGAUAUUUGGGGUGAUGCUGUUAACAUGGCAUCUCGAAUGGAUACAACAGGUGUUUCUGGUAAAAUUCAGGUAACAACUGAAACAGCUAAAGUUUUAGAACAAGAUGGAAUAAAAUGUUGUCUUCGUGGUGAAACAUGGGUCAAACCAAAAGGUCUUGUUACAACAUAUUUUGUUGGAGUUGAUGAAAAAAGACGACUACUUAAAGCUGACUCAUCCUCACUUGAGCAAACAAAUCUUUGAAAUUAUAAAAAUAUAUCGAAAUAAUUGACCAAAAAUAAAAAUGCACAAUUUCCCUGGUAGAAAUAUUUCUCUGUCUUUUCUCCGACCAUGCAAAUUGCCAGAAAAAGACAGAAAAAUAUUUCCACCAGCUGUGAUCAUUUCAAUAAUAAACUAAUAACAUAUAAAUUAUAUUUAAAAAAAUUAUUAUUAAACAAUCAAAAUGAUAACAAUAGUAAAUAAUAGUAUUUAUAUAUAACGGUUAUUUUUUUAUAAAAAUAUUAAACUUGGAUAAUUAAAAUUAAAUCGAAUUCAAUAUAUAUAUAUCGAAUAAAUAAUUUGUAAAUAACUCUGUAAAUAUACUUAUGAAUAUUUGGUUUAUAUGAAACGUUGCAUUAGUAUUUUUACGUUGCAGUCAUAACAAACUUCAUAUUAUAAAUUUAUAAAAAUAAACUACUAGUUGAUGAAAAC